Oncorhynchus nerka (sockeye salmon) is the source of this 2007-nucleotide messenger RNA. RefSeq lists its product as uncharacterized. The transcript has 3 exons. The record is from RefSeq and is a predicted model, not a curated record. Bases 1 to 2007 code for a protein of 668 amino acids. NCBI's taxonomy places the organism in Eukaryota, Metazoa, Chordata, Actinopteri, Salmoniformes, Salmonidae.
AUGUCUUCUUUCACCUUACAAAUCUCCUUUCUGUCUCCCAUCUUACCUGCCCCAUCACCCUCUUCCCUGCCCCAUCACCCUCUUCCCUGCCCCAUCACCCUCUUCCCUGCACCAUCACCCUCUUCCCUGCCCCAUCACCCUCUUCCCUGCCCCAUCACCCUCUUCCCUGCACCGUCACCCUCUUCCCUGCACCAUCACCUUCUUCCCUGCCCCAUCACCCUCUUCCCUGCCCCAUCACCUUCUUCCCUGCCCCAUCACCUUCUUCCCUGCCCCAUCACCCUCUUCCCUGCCCCAUCACCCUCUUCCCUGCACCAUCACCCUCUUCCCUGCACCGUCACCCUCUUCCCUGCCCCGUCACCCUCUUCCCUGCCCCGUCACCCUCUUCCCUGCCCCGUCACCCUCUUCCCUGCCCCGUCACCCCUCUUCCCUGCCCCGUCACCCUCUUCCCUGCACCGUCACCCUCUUCCCUGCCCCAUCACCCUCUUCCCUGCCCAAUCACCCUCUUCCCUGCCCCAAUCACCCUCUUCCCUGCCCCAUCACCCCUUUCCUGCCCCCACCCCUCCCUGCCCCGUCACCCUCUUCCCUGCACCGUCACCCUCUUCCCUGCACCGUCACCCUCUGCCCUGCACCGUCACCCUCUUCCCUGCCCCGUCACCCUCUUCCCUGCACCGUCACCCUCUUCCCUGCCCCGUCACCCUCUUCCCUGCCCCGUCACCCUCUUCUCUGCCCCGUCACCCUCUUCCCUGCCCCGUCACCCUCUUCCCUGCACCAUCACCCUCUUCCCUGCCCCAUCACCCUCUUCCCUGCCCCAUUGCCCCGUCACCCUCUUCCCUGCCCCGUCACCCUCUUCCCUGCACCGUCACCCUCUUCCCUGCCCCGUCACCCUCUUCCCUGCCCCGUCACCCUCUUCCCUGCACCGUCACCCUCUUCCCUGCACCGUCACCCUCUUCCCUGCCCCGUCACCCUCUUCCCUGCCCCGUCACCCUCUUCCCUGCCCCGUCACCCUCUUCCCUGCCCCGUCUUCCCUGCCCUCUUCCCUGCACCGUCACCCUCUUCCCUGCACCGUCACCCUCUUCCCUGCACCGUCACCCUCUUCCCUGCCCCGUCACCCUCUUCCCUGCCCCGUCACCCUCUUCCCUGCCCCGUCACCCUCUUCCCUGCCCCGUCACCCUCUUCCCUGCACCGUCACCCUCUUCCCUGCCCAAUCACCCUCUUCCCUGCCCAAUCACCCUUUUCCCUGCCCCAUCACCCUCUUUCCUGCCCCCACCCCUCCCUGCCCCGUCACCCUCUUCCCUGCACCGUCACCCUCUUCCCUGCACCGUCACCCUCUUCCCUGCCCCGUCACCCUCUUCCCUGCACCGUCACCCUCUUCCCUGCACCGUCACCCUCUUCCCUGCACCGUCACCCUCUUCCCUGCCCCGUCACCCUCUUCCCUGCACCGUCACCCUCUUCCCUGCCCCGUCACCCUCUUCCCUGCCCCGUCACCCUCUUCCCUGCACCGUCACCCUCUUCCCUGCACCGUCACCCUCUUCCCUGCCCCGUCACCCUCUUCCCUGCACCGUCACCCUCUUCCCUGCACCAUCACCCUCUUCCCUGCCCCAUCACCCUCUUCCCUGCACCAUCACCCUCUUCCCUGCCCCCACCUCUCCCUUCCCCCUCACCCUCCUCCCUGCCCCCACCUCUCCCUGCACCAUCAGCCUCUUCCCUGCCCCCACCUCUCCCUUCCCCCCACCCUCCUCCCUGCCCCCACUUCUCCCUGCCCCAUCACUCUUCCCUGCCCCCACCUCUUCCUUCCCCAUCACCCUCUCCAUCAGUCGAUGUGAGAGCCAUCACUCGCUCAACUACCCAUGUUCCUCAGGUAAGCCGGUCCAGCCCGCCGUCUCCAGUGUGGCUGCGGUGGUGCUGAAGCCUGGCUGGGACCUAGAGGAGGAUAAGGAGGACGGGUUGGAGUUACAGCAGUGUGAACGCUUAUGUAAAUCAGAGAUGAAAAUAAUGAUCUCCUAUUGA